This is a messenger RNA of Colossoma macropomum (tambaqui), 2213 nucleotides long. RefSeq names its product E3 ubiquitin-protein ligase TRIM62-like. NCBI's taxonomy places the organism in Eukaryota, Metazoa, Chordata, Actinopteri, Characiformes, Serrasalmidae. The coding region runs from base 295 to 1773 and encodes 492 amino acids. Gene Ontology annotation, molecular function: protein binding; zinc ion binding. The transcript is spliced from 6 exons. The record is from RefSeq and is a predicted model, not a curated record.
ACGAGCUAACACACCCAGAAAAACCCCCUUGCGUGGUGGACAUUUGCUGCCAGACCCCAGCUGCUAUUAGGACCAGGGGGAUUCUGAAACUUUCUCUGCCAGUGAAUGUCUAGAGACAUUUCGAAGACUGUUUAUAUCAUGCAUAUCCAUAUUUAUCCAUAGCAACUUACUAGAACAUGUGCUCCUUGGGAACCAAACGUACAAGCUUAGCAUUGUUAGCACCAGCUGGGCUACAGGAACUCUAGGAGCAGACUUUUAACAGAGCCAGGACAAAGCUUAAGAAGAAAAGCCCCAAUGGAUUCUCGUCUCUCUAAGCAGAUCCAGUGCUCCGUGUGUUUGGGAGAUUUCGUGGACCCGGUCAGUCUGCUGUGUGACCACACGUUCUGCCGGCAGUGCAUCAGCAAUCACUCCCAGACUAGCAGGGGUCUCCGGCUGUGUCCAGAAUGUCGCCGGCCCUACACUAUGUGGGACCUGCGCUCCAACCGGGUUCUCAGGAACAUGGUGGACGCCGUGAGGGAACAUCUCUCUGCGCAACAAGCCCUGAGAGAACAAAACACAGCCUCUGGCGGACCAGAUGGCGCUAGAGCCGGGCUGGUGGUGGAGCCGGAGAAGCUGGUGUGUCCGGACCACGCUGAAAGACUGAAACUGUUCUGUGAAACAGAUCAGAAAUUAGUGUGUCUGAUCUGUAGGGACGGCGAAAAACACCAAGGCCACAAGUUCAAACCGGUGGACGAGGCAGCAGAACCCAAAAAGGAGAUGCUGAGAGAACCACUAACUUUCCUGUCGAAAGAAAACAAAGAGCUGGAGGAGCUGAUAAAGAUGCAGACGACUGAGAUCACCAAAACUGAGGAGAAAUCCAAGCAGCUUGCAGCUCAGAUAUCCGCUCAGUUUGAGGAAAUGCACCAGUUCCUCAGAGAGAAAGAGCAGAAGGUGAAGACGCUGCUGGAGAAAGAGCAGAGAGCCGUGGUGGAGAUGAUGCAGAACAACAGAAACGAGAUAGAGGAGAAACUGAACAGGGGAAGAGAGGAGGAGGCAAUCCUCCAUUCAGUCCUGGAGACUGAUCAGCCUGAUGGGUUCCUGCAGUGGUGGAUAGAGAAUGGGUUGGAUAUCAUUGAGGGGAUGAGAGAAAGGAAUGAAAAUGAGUCACCACAGUUUAAGUCCAGGCUGAAAGGCCUCAGUGUCAUGCCUGACUGCUUGUUCCUUGGCCCCCACGAGACUCAUCUCCAGUUCUUUGUAUGGAAGGAGAUGCUUGGGUCCAUUAAACCAGUUCCUGACCGUAACGUCAUAUCUGACUGCCAUGACCCGUACCUCAGGGUUUCCUCUGACGGCCGCAGUGUGACCCGCACAGCCAAAAAGGGCAUUUUCUACCGGCAGAAAGACUACAGGCCACUGGCUAGGACCCACAAGACCUUUCAUUCAGGGCAGCAUUACUGGGAGGUGGACGUGGGGGAGAAGAUAGACUGGAGCGUGGGCGUGGAUGGAGGAUGCAUAAGCAACACAAACAAAGACAUCAGGCUUCAGCUGAAGCAUGACCAAGGCUACUGUAUUAAAGAGGACGGCACUGAGACCGAAAAGGAGCUGGCGGUGAAGCCUCGGAGAAUCGGGCUCUACCUGGACUGUGACAGGCGUCAGCUGUGUUUCUAUAAUGCUGACGAUAUGACUGUCCUCCACUCUACUACGUAUCCUUCCUCCACUCCUUACUCUCUCAGUCUCUCACCUGGAGUCUACCUGCAGGGCAGGAACGCUGACCCACUGACUGUCUGCUGGAACUGACUCACCUUCAUUUAUGGCAUUUAUCAGACGCUAUUAUUAUUAUUAUUAUUAUUAAGUACACAAAACGUAUAGGUCUGGAACAUUGCAAAUGUAGGCAUGUUAAAGCAUGUCACAUUUGUAUAAAACACUGCCUGCUGAGGUUCCUCAGUUUGGCUGUUUUCUAAAGGAAGUAUAUAAGUAUCCUUCUGCCUACAUCUCCCAUAAUCCUGUGUGUCAGCACAGAUGUGGUUAGGAGACAAAUAAAUGAUAUUAAAUAGAUAAACUAUACAAAUCUUAGCUUAACAGCUACUAUGUUCUUUUAAUAUGUAAGUAUGGCAGUCAACUCAUUGUUACAUCUGUUUUUAUGUUAGCUGUAAGUGUCUGUUUGCUAAUGUAUUUAAGCUAGGCUAAGCUAAUGCUUAGGUAACUUAGCCUAGAGCUAAUAAACCCAGUGAAACGUU